Mollisia scopiformis is the source of this 2275-nucleotide messenger RNA. RefSeq names its product putative Xaa-pro aminopeptidase P. The transcript is spliced from 3 exons. Gene Ontology annotation, molecular function: metalloaminopeptidase activity. The record is from RefSeq and is a predicted model, not a curated record. Bases 182 to 2041 code for a protein of 619 amino acids. NCBI's taxonomy places the organism in Eukaryota, Fungi, Ascomycota, Leotiomycetes, Helotiales, Mollisiaceae.
UCUUUCCGGGCUCUUGGAAAAGCUUUCAGCAAGACCAGACCCUCUGUUCUUACGCAAUACAAACCUCAGAACCUCCACAUCUACAUACGGUACAAUUCCUACGCUACGAACGCAUUCCGCAAAGGCACGUCAAGAAGCUCGAGACAUCUAGCGGGGUACUGAUGGAAGGAUAGAUUCAGACAUGGAGAAGAUUGAUACGACAGACCGCCUUAAUCGGUUGAGAGAGCUUAUGAAGCAGCACAAGGUCGACGUUUACAUCGUCCCCUCCGAAGAUAGCCAUUCCUCCGAAUAUAUCGCACCGUGCGAUGCUAGAAGAGAAUACAUAACCGGUUUCACAGGUUCUGCGGGUUGUGCUGUCAUCACUCAUGAGAAAGCGGCUUUGGCGACGGACGGACGAUACUUCAACCAAGCUACGAAGCAACUCGAUGCUAACUGGCUGUUAUUGAAGCAAGGUCUCCAAGACGUGCCAACUUGGCAAGAGUGGUCUGCAGAUCAAUCUGAGGGCGGGAAAGUUGUGGGCGUCGACCCUACAGUCAUCUCAGCACCCGAAGCUCGAAAGCUCUCAGAGAAGAUCAAGAAGAAAGGAGGACAAGACUUAGUGCCACUCGAGGAAAACCUUGUCGAUACGAUAUGGGGACAGUCCCGCCCUGCCAAGCCUAGUGAAAUAGUGAAACUGUUGCCUGUUCAAUUUGCUGGGAAGGACGUCAAGACCAAACUCGAGGAGCUUCGAAAAGAGCUGGACAAGAAGAAGAGCUCAGGAAUUAUCGUUUCUAUGCUAGACGAGAUUGCUUGGCUCUUCAACCUUCGAGGCAAUGAUAUUCCCUACAAUCCUGUCUUCUUCUCGUACGCUAGCGUUACUCCUACGACAGCUACCCUAUACAUCGAUGCUUCUAAGCUAGACAGCGAUUGUAAUACCUAUCUGACCGAGAAUGGGGUGUCUAUUCGCCCAUACGAGAAGAUAUUCGAAGAUUCUCAGGUUCUAGCUGAGUCCUUGGAUCCUGCUGAGGGCGAGGAAGCGCCUGAGGCGAAGAUCAAGAAAUUCCUCGUAUCGACUAAGACCUCAUGGGCUUUAAAAAGAGCUUUGGGCGGAGAUACAAAAGUGGAAGAUGUUCGAAGUCCUAUUGGAGACGCCAAGGCUGUCAAGAACGAUACAGAGAUGGAAGGCAUGAGAGCAUGUCACAUCCGGGACGGAUCAGCGCUGAUCGAAUACUUUGCUUGGCUAGAACAUCAACUUGUGGUCAAGAAGGCAACAAUUGACGAAGUCACUGCUGCUGACAAGCUGGAAGAGCUGCGGUCUAAGCAUAAGCACUUUGUCGGAUUGUCUUUUGAUACGAUCUCAUCAACAGGAGCUAAUGCUGCCGUCAUCCACUACAUGCCGGAACGAGGCAAUUGCGCGACCAUUGAUCCCAACGCAGUAUACCUUUGUGACUCUGGAGCCCAGUACUAUGAUGGAACGACGGACACAACCAGAACCCUACACUUCGGGCAGCCGACAGAGCUAGAGAAGAAAGCAUAUACAUUGGUGCUGAAGGGUCACAUCGCCCUUGAUGUUGCCAUAUUCCCCAAAGGCACGACCGGUUUUGCGCUUGAUACAUUGGCGAGACAAUUCUUAUGGGAAGAAGGAUUAGACUACAGGCAUGGCACUGGUCAUGGAGUUGGUUCAUAUCUUAAUGUGCAUGAAGGUCCCAUCGGCAUCGGAACCAGAAUACAAUACUCGGAAGUACCUUUAGCGCCUGGUAAUGUAAUCUCUAAUGAGCCCGGAUAUUACGAAGAUGGCAACUUUGGCAUACGCAUUGAGAAUAUCAUCAUGGUGAAGGAGGCGGAAACAAAGCACAAGUUUGGCGACAAGCCAUAUCUUGGCUUUGAGCAUGUAACCAUGGUUCCUUACUGCCGAAAAUUGAUUGACGAGAGCUUGUUGACUAGGAGGGAAAAGCAUUGGCUAAACGAAUACCACGCCGACGUUCACGCUAAGACGAAGGAUUUCUUCUAUGCAACCUCUGUGGCAAUGAAGUGGUUGGAACAUGAGACGCAACCUUUCUAAGUACAUAUGGGUUUGGGGCAGGGAUUCUCUGGCAUAGCAUGGCGAGCAUGGAAGGAAGCGUUGUUUGAUUAUGGUAUUCUACACGAUACGAGUCUAGUAUAAUGUUACGAUGACAACCAGGACCUAAAACUUCAUGAAGGCUGCUAAGGCGAACGUGGUGCCGAAGGAGAGUUUGAAAGCAACAUUGUCUUGAACAGCUGAGCGGAGAUCGAUGCUUGUGACGUAUCGUUGAAG